Molecule: messenger RNA, 384 nt
Organism: Dovyalis caffra
Lineage: Eukaryota; Viridiplantae; Streptophyta; Magnoliopsida; Malpighiales; Salicaceae
Source: the annotation of a GenBank genome assembly
AUGCGCAACUCCGUCUUUCUCCAAAAUGAUUAUAGCCCCCGUAAGAAGAAAAACCCAAAAAGCCCUGAUGGUUCAGAUAAAGAAUGGUCACGUAGUUCGUUGCCUUCAAACUCACAGACAAUGCAAUUUAGUUGCAAUGCCGAGAAUAUUGAUCUGGGUAUGCAUGUACUUUAUGGAGGUGAAGUCUACAAUUGGAAAGUUGAGAAAAAAUCUACAUAUAACUGCGCAGCUUUACGGAAACUAAAAUUUGCAAGGUGGAAUGCGUUUGAACUACCUAGAGACGAGAAUCGUGAAACAGUGUAUUGGGCAGCGAGGGAAAAUGGGUUUUAUCUUAGCUGGGAUAAAGCCAAGUGGGUGAGGAAUUCUACUUGGGAAAGCGAGUGA